AUGACCUGUCUCUUACAGGACGAAUUCUUCAUCCGUCACCGGUUCAGCACAUUCGAGGCUUUGCUAAUGAUCAUCUACAACCCUUCGCACAAUGAGGCCGUGGACCAAGGCUGGGCCUUGCUAGGGAUGGCAUUGAACAUCGGCAUCGCAUUGCGGUGCAACAUGGACAGCCCCAGCCUGAACCCCAUCGAGACUGAAAGACGACGGCGCUGCUGGGCUGGCCUCUUGACACUCCACACGUACCAGGGCAUACUUUUCCGAGACGUCGACAUGUCCUACCUAUUGAACAUCAAGGCCGUCCCACCAGCAGACGUCGACGAUUCAGAUAUCACCGAGCAAGGAAUCACACAGCGAUCGCAUCGAAUCGAGCCCACGCACAUGUCAAUGAUGCUAGCGAAGCUCCGGCUCUUCCACCUCUGCACGCGAAUCUGCCGCCAUAUCUCCAGCCCCUCGCGUCUAGACCAGAGCGCACUGCAAGAAUUCGACGCCGCGAUUGCCGCGGAGCAGAAACAAUGGGACGCAACCUACAUGCCUGACGGCUCGCCGAACAUCCUGGGCUCCAACAGCUACGCGUUCUGGUGCACCCUGCAGACAUACGCGCAUCACCUCUACCUCCUCCUCCACCGACCCUUCGCCCACCUAAAAGCACCGUGCUUCCGCGCCGCAUCCAGAGAGCGCUGCGCCAGUUCCAGCGUAGCCUUGAUAUCCAUCCAUAGGCUGCUCUACGAAGCUCCGCUCCUGCGAAAUUAUACAUGGCUGCUCAGCGGGGUGACCAGUCUGAAGGCGCUCCAUGCCGCCGUGGCGCUUAGCUCCCGCGUGUCUGCAGGAUACGCCGCCUGCGUUGGAAGUGGAUGCAGAACGAAGCCAGGGCCUAGGCCCGGGAUAUGA
Aspergillus mulundensis is the source of this 888-nucleotide messenger RNA. Its product is annotated as fungal specific transcription factor domain-containing protein. The transcript has a single exon. The record is from RefSeq and is a predicted model, not a curated record. Bases 1 to 888 code for a protein of 295 amino acids. Gene Ontology annotation, cellular component: nucleus. Gene Ontology annotation, molecular function: DNA binding; zinc ion binding. Gene Ontology annotation, biological process: DNA-templated transcription. Lineage: Eukaryota; Fungi; Ascomycota; Eurotiomycetes; Eurotiales; Aspergillaceae.